Euleptes europaea (tarantolino) is the source of this 1680-nucleotide messenger RNA. Its product is annotated as zinc finger protein ZFP2-like. Gene Ontology annotation, biological process: regulation of DNA-templated transcription. The coding region runs from base 1 to 1680 and encodes 559 amino acids. Lineage: Eukaryota; Metazoa; Chordata; Lepidosauria; Squamata; Sphaerodactylidae. The transcript is spliced from 9 exons. The record is from RefSeq and is a predicted model, not a curated record.
AUGACUGUGGCUCUCCUUGACCCUCGGCAGAGAAAAGACACCCUUGAUGCCUCCUCCUUCUCCUGUGUAAGGAAAAGAAGCACCAUGCAGCAAGCUCAGGGUGGGGUGUCCUUUGAAGAGGUGGCUGUGUAUUUCACCAAGAGAGAAUGGACCCUGCUGCACCCAGCCCAAAGAGCUCUGUACAAGGAAGUCAUGCUGGAGAAUUUUGGGAACAUGGCCUCUCUGGGCAACAGUGAAAAGACAUCCUUGAUGCCUUUUCCACCGUCUCCUCCAUGUUCUGAAGGGAAAGGAUGCACCAUGAAGCCAGCUGAGGGCGAGGUGUCCUUUGAGGAGGUGGCUGUGUAUUUCACCCAGGGGGAGUGGACCCUCUUGAGUCCAGCCCAAAGAGCUCUGUACAAGGAAGUCAUGCUGGAGAAUUUUGGGAACAUGGCCUCUCUGGGACCUGAGAUGGCAAAACCUGGCCUCAUAUCCCAGCUGGAAGAGGAGGAAGAGCUGUUUCUCCUGAGCUCUGAUGAAGAGGAGGGACUGGCAGGCGGCGAGCUGGUUUCUGCUCACCCGUGGAAAAUAAUGGAUCCAGUUGGUUUCCAGAACACUCUGUGGGAGCCAUGUGGGAAGAGCUUCAAUGACAGUCAAAACUUUACUGUCCAUCAAAGAAUUCACACAGGGGAGAAGCCAUAUAAAUGCCUGGAGUGUGGGAAGAGCUUCAGUCGGAAUGACAGUCUUACUGUCCAUCAAAGAAUUCACACAGGGGAGAAACCCUAUAAAUGCAUUGAGUGUGGGAAAAGUUUCAGGUGCAGUGGACACCUUACUACCCAUCAAAGGAUUCAUACAGGGGAGAAACCAUAUGAAUGCCUGGAGUGUGGAAAAAGCUUCCGUAAGCAUUCACAUAUUACUUCCCAUCAACGAACUCACACAGGGGAGAAACCAUAUGAAUGCCUGGUAUGUGGGAAAAGUUUCAGACAAAGAGGAAACCUUACUACCCAUCAAAGGAUUCACACAGGGGAGAAACCAUAUAAAUGCCUUGAGUGUGGGAAGAGCUUCAAUGACAGUCAAAGCGUUACUUUCCAUCAGAGAAUGCACACCGGGGAGAAACCACAUAAAUGUCAAAUGUGUGGGAAGAGCUUCAGUAAGAAUGGAAGCCUUACUGUCCAUCAAAGAAUUCACACAGGGGAGAAACCCUAUAAAUGCCUGGAGUGUGGGAAAAGUUUCAGUGAUAGUGGAAGCUUUACUGUCCAUCGGAGAAUGCACACAGGGGAGAAACCAUAUAAAUGUCUAGCGUGUGGGAAGAGCUUCAGUAAGAGUGGAAGCCUUACUGUCCAUCAAAGAAUUCACACAGGGGAGAAACCCUAUAAAUGCCUGGAGUGUGGGAAAAGUUUCAGUGAAAGUGGAAGCUUUACUGUCCAUCAAAGAAUUCACACAGGGGAGAAACCCUAUAAAUGCCUGGAGUGUGGGAAAAGUUUCAGUGAUAGUGGAAGCUUUACUGUCCAUCGGAGAAUGCACACAGGGGAGAAACCAUAUAAAUGUCAAGUGUGUGGGAAGAGCUUCAGUAAGAGUGGAAGCCUUACUGUCCAUCAAAGAAUUCACACAAGGGAGAAACCAUUUAAAUGCCUGGAGUGUGGAAAAAGCUUCAGGCGAGGUGGAAACCUUACUCGCCAUCAAAGGAUUUGUCACAGUCUGUGA